Messenger RNA from Gossypium raimondii (Peruvian cotton), 1443 nucleotides. RefSeq lists its product as uncharacterized. The transcript has 3 exons. Bases 616 to 1161 code for a protein of 181 amino acids. The record is from RefSeq and is a predicted model, not a curated record. Lineage: Eukaryota; Viridiplantae; Streptophyta; Magnoliopsida; Malvales; Malvaceae.
AUAUGCUUGAGUCAUUGUUUUAAUAAUUGUAGAAAAAGGAAAGUAGAUGUUCAAAUUCUUGAAAAUGCGUUGUUUUAAUAAUAGGUAGAUCAAAUGCCUGCUUACAGUAUUGAACUUCUAUGUUCUUAUGGAUAAACGAGGUCCGAUAUUCAGCUUUCGCUCUGACGGUCCUUGCCUUACAUGGCUUUGGAGCAUUGAAUACUUAUCAAGCUUCCCCCAUCUAGAUCUUUCGAUUGUACCCGGUAUGGACAAAUAUAAAUCUGUUGAUGUUUGUUGACUCACUUUUUCUCUCUUCUUUCAGACUUGGUCAAUCAGCUCCAGUAUCUCCAGAUGAAUCAGGGGAAAAUACAACCGAAAGGGUCGCAUUAAGAUGUUUAGAGGAGCCAAUUGUCCCCGAAAAUGGUGUCUGACAUGUUGCUCCUCCUGAUUCAAGAGUUAAGUUUGACAUUUCGGUUCUCCUACAAAUACUGCAGGAGGUCUCAUUUUCGAGCCUGAAAAAGGCUGGACCCGAGCUUGUGAGAUGGGAUGUUCAACCCUUUAUUAUGCAUAAAAAGGCCCUCUUACCUAAAUGUUCAUUAGAACAAGUCAGAAUUUCAUGUCUUUGUUUCUGUUGCAAUGAUAAGAAAUGGGUUGAAAGGUGAUAUAAAGAAGUUUGAUUGCUUGCAUGGUGAUAAGCAGAUGGAAGGUGAGUCAGGAAUUACCAUUAAAGUUACUAAAAUAGACGGUUGUCAUUUGGGACAUGAUUCUCAAGCAGGUGAAGGUGAAGAAGAUGUGAAUGUUGCCACAAGGACCUUUGAGCGUCCUUGUAUGGAUCAACUACGUGAAAAUGAAGAUGAGAGGCUUAAUAUUGCCAUGAAGAGGAGUCUUUUCUUAAGUUCGCAGAGCAGACCAAGUAAAGAUCCUGUUGGGAAAGCUGGCCCUACAAAACAGAACUUAUGUGUCAAGUGUAACCUAAGCGGCAAGGUUUUGAUCUGUGGUUCUAGUGAUUCUGCAGUCGCGGUUCACAGAAGCUGCUUGGGUUCUUCUGCAAGAUAUGACGAUAAGGGCAACUUCUUGUGCCCUUUCUGUGCUUGUUCUCUUUCCAACUCAAAGUACUUGGAAGGCAAGGACAGGAUCAUCUUGGCAAGGAAGAAUGUAGUUGCACUCGUGGAGCUUUGUUAAAAAAACCUUGCUGGUAAACAAAGGAGCCGGGAUACCAUGCCAGCAAAAUCCUCGCCAAAAUAUGGAGAUUGAUGAUUCUAGUUUUGUUGAAAAUGGUGCAUUGCCAAAGGGUUGUACUUAACAUUGGGACUUAACUCAGUGGUGUCCAGUUUCUAACUUUUGUUGAGGAUCUUCUUCCUCCUUUGAACAUUUCCUACAACUUAAAUCACAAAGCACCAUUAUAGGGUUGAUCUUGGUGUGUUUUAACAUUGAAUGAAACCUGAGCAAAUUCAUGUGCUAAAA